ACCACGCUGAAGAUCUGAAACUUUUGACUGUAAUUUGGGCUAUUCUUAGCCUCUCGCCUUUAAACACUUAAUUGGAUUAGCCUCGCGGUUUGACAGCGACAGCUCAGAGCCACCAAUAGCGGGUGGCGUGAGAUCAGCUACACCGAUUUAACUAAUCCGUCUGACGCCCAAAGGUGCGGUGGGUCCUCAGCGGUGUAGGUGCGCUACAGAGAAGCCUGGGAAGGACGAACGACCUCGGCCAAACGAGUGGACUGUAGCCUGCUGCAGUAGGGCUGCUCCCCCACGAUGAUCAUAACACUGCGGGCUCUCUUCGAACAAGGGAGGACAUUUUUGGAUGCGCAGAAAGCAGUAAUUGAAGAUUUCACCAUGAACAAAAACAAGAGAGAAAAGGAGUUCUACAGCCUAGAUGUUGGAGACUCAACAUUCACAGUGCUGAAGCGAUACCAGAAUUUAAGACCCAUCGGCUCAGGAGCACAGGGUAUCGUCUGCUCAGCCUAUGACCAAAUCCUUGAACGAAAUGUUGCCAUCAAGAAGCUGAGUCGGCCGUUUCAGAAUCAAACCCAUGCCAAGAGGGCGUACAGAGAGCUCGUCCUAAUGAAAUGUGUCAAUCACAAAAAUAUCAUUGGCCUAUUAAAUGUAUUUACACCCCAAAAAUCAUUAGAAGACUUCCAAGAUGUGUACUUGGUGAUGGAGCUGAUGGAUGCCAACCUGUGCCAGGUCAUUCAGAUGGAGCUGGACCAUGAGAGACUGUCCUAUCUGCUCUAUCAGAUGCUGUGUGGUAUCAAACACCUCCACGCUGCCGGCAUCAUUCAUAGGGACCUCAAGCCCAGUAACAUUGUCGUCAAGUCAGAUUGUACACUGAAGAUUUUGGACUUCGGCUUGGCUCGGACGGCCGCCACGGGCCUCCUGAUGACACCGUAUGUGGUUACGCGUUACUACAGAGCGCCGGAGGUUAUCCUGGGCAUGGGCUAUCAAGCCAAUGUGGACGUAUGGUCAGUGGGCUGCAUAGUGGCCGAGAUGAUCAGGGGAAGCGUGUUGUUCCCCGGCACUGAUCACAUCGACCAGUGGAACAAAGUAAUUGAGCAGCUCGGCACUCCGUCUCAGGAUUUCCUAAUGAAGCUGAACCAGUCAGUGAGAACGUACGUAGAAAACAGGCCACGCUAUGCUGGAUACAGCUUCGAGAAACUCUUCCCAGACGUGCUCUUCCCGGCCGACUCUGAUCACAACAAGCUGAAAGCGAGCCAAGCGAGAGAUCUCUUAUCCAAGAUGUUAGUGAUUGAUGCCUCCAAGCGCAUCUCCGUAGACGAGGCCCUGCAGCACCCCUAUAUUAAUGUUUGGUACGACCCAGCAGAAGUGGAAGCGCCCCCUCCGAAGAUCCCAGACAAACAGUUGGACGAGAGGGAGCAUACCGUGGAAGAGUGGAAAGAGCUAAUUUAUAAGGAAGUGAGUGAAUGGGAGGAGUGGACAAAAAAUGGAGUGAUAAGAGGCCAGCCACCUCCUUUAGGUGCAGCAGUGAUCGACAGCCCCCCUCAGCCAACGUCCUCCUCUUCUUCAGCCAACGACGUCUCAUCCAUGUCCACAGAGCCCACUGACCCGAGCAGUGACCCCACCAUGACCUCUGAAACAGACAGCAGCUUGGACAGCCAUACCUCUCUGGGUGCGCUGGCCUGCUGCAGAUAACGGACACAUACAAAACGCAUAACACACAAACACACACACCUACACACAAGAGCAAACCUUUUUAGGCCAAUGGAACUUCUCAUGUUAGUUUUUAGAGCUGCGCUUUUAAUGUACAGUUUGUUUUUAUUUCCCCUCCCUCUAUACUGCUGUAAAUGAUUGUGGUUUGAAAUUGUAUCAUUAUUACUGUAUUUUUGCUGCAAAGAAUCAGAGUAUGUUUUGAUGUGAAUCUGUGAUGUAAGUUAUGAAAGAGAGGGAUUUGAGUGUACUUUACACAUUACUGUUUUUUAGCUACUGCUACACAGUCGACUAUCACACUGUUAGCACCGCAAUAUUAUGUUGAGUAUAUUUUUGAAUUGUUCAUUUGGCAUUUUUGUAUUAUUCUUGGGACAUUUGAAUGACUCUACACCAAUUCUCUCUUUUAAAAGUAGACUAUAGCACAUUUCAUCUCUGAUCCUAAUGCAAAUGGAUAAUUUUAUUUUGACACUGUUCCUCAUCUUUCUUGUAGAAAGCAUCCCAAGUUAACUUAUUUCUUAGUAUUAUGUCACCUCAGAUUGUGUGUAUCUUGACAAGCGGUCAAAUGCUCUGUUGCCCUGACACUGAAUUUCUUUUUUUCUUUUUCUUUUUUUUACUAUAGCAUACUGUAAACUGACUGUAUUUUAACUUGUUUAUUUACUUAGGUGUAAUUUGUAGAUGACGGUCUGUUGGAUGAGGAAGAACAGGGUGAAUGUAAGUGAAUAGAAAUGUGGCAUUGUAACGAGCCACUGUUAGCGCUGUAACAGGUUAAUCCAGGCCACUCCACUGGCUAGAAUGAGUGAGCUGUAUUUGGGGACUGUCACCAGAGUCUAAAUGAGUCACUUUACCCUCAUGGCAGGUUCUUUCAGACGUUAUUCACUGCUGUCUGAUAUUUAGGAUAUUUCAUUUAAGUGCCCUUACUCAGUUCAGUGAUUUUCAGUCCUCUCCGUGGCAGAUGCUCCUCUCUUCUGUGGUGCGUCUUUCUGAGUUCUACCUCACACACACACACUCAACCACACGUGUUUGAAGAUACAGUAUGUAUAUCAUGGCACACAUCAUUCGAAAGAAAUGCGAAAAAAGAUCCAAGUUUUUUUUUCAGCAUUUGUGUUAUUUAUUUAUUUAUUUAUUUAUUUCAAGCUAGGAGGUGUCUAUUGUAAUGUAAUGUACAUUUCAUUCAGAAGUACUAUUUAUAUGCAUUUUGUUUCUUUUUUUUUUCUGUGCAAUAUAAUCAUAGAUUAGUAUACUUGGUAAUUGAUCUGUACAAUUUAAUGUAGAUGUAUGUAUGUUUCUGAGAGUCAGGAAACAGGCAUUUGCUACCUGCCACGGUAACCUUUGGAUGUAUUUGAUGGCUCAAAUUCCCAACCUGUCCCUUUGCCCUUUUCAUGGUUGGGCACUCCAGGCAGUAACCCCCUAGCAUCAGCUCCCAGAAUGCACUUUGGGGAUUGUGACGCAUGUCCUGACCCUUUCUGGGCCACAUUACAAAUGACUGUUGUGGCUUCCUCUUUUUUGUGGUUUUUUUUUUCUUCCCCUCCAUCUUCUCAAAAAUAGAAAAGUUAGAAUAGACUACGCAUGAGUUUUCUCUGAGCAAAUCUGGUUUUAGUGCAGGUACAUUUAGAGUUAAAGAAAGGAAAGCCAUUCAGCACUACUGGGAUGAUACUGCAGUCUUCUGAUGGUUUGGCCAAAUACGGACAGUAAAGAGAAAAACCUGUUGUGGUGUGUUAUGAUAAGGCCAGGUGUGUGAAUUUUAGCCUUUGGAUAUGAAAUUGCCUCACUAACAGACCAAUAAUAUACAUCAGAAAUGGAAACUGUCUACAGUACCUUCAACUCCAGCAAAUAAAAGAGUUGAAUUUUAA
Seriola aureovittata is the source of this 3545-nucleotide messenger RNA. It is a transcript of the gene mapk8a, whose product is annotated as mitogen-activated protein kinase 8a. Gene Ontology annotation, biological process: JNK cascade; protein phosphorylation. Gene Ontology annotation, molecular function: ATP binding; JUN kinase activity. Gene Ontology annotation, cellular component: nucleus; cytoplasm. The record is from RefSeq and is a predicted model, not a curated record. The transcript is spliced from 12 exons. The coding region runs from base 286 to 1680 and encodes 464 amino acids. Lineage: Eukaryota; Metazoa; Chordata; Actinopteri; Carangiformes; Carangidae.